Molecule: messenger RNA, 4235 nt
Organism: Cloeon dipterum
Lineage: Eukaryota; Metazoa; Arthropoda; Insecta; Ephemeroptera; Baetidae
Exons: 10
Coding region: 194-2173 (659 amino acids)
Cellular component (GO): ribonucleoprotein complex; cytoplasm; nucleus
Molecular function (GO): ATP binding; RNA helicase activity; RNA binding
Source: RefSeq, a predicted model, not a curated record
UUCUUUCAUCAAAAAAUUCGGAAAUCCUCUUUCUUAUGAGGUGCUUUAGCUGAUUACACAGAAUUAUUCAAGACUAAGAAUAUCAAGCUUCUAUUUAGGAUAUAAAAGGAGACUUUUCCUCCGCUACGUUGCGUUAGUGAGUUCCACUUUUGCAGCAGAUAACCUCCACGUUCGCUAUAGUCACCUCAAAAUCAUGUUCCGCAACAACUCUUCAAACGAAAACAUGAAACGGCGUUUCGACGAUCGAGGAAGCUAUGGACGCGGUGGUGGCUUUGGUGGCGGCGGCGGCUACAGGGGCGGCGGCGGUGACUUUGGUCGUAAUGGCAAAUCAGGCAAGCAGCCAGGAGAAUCGCUGCGCAAGCCAUCAUGGAACAUGAAGUCGCUGCAGCCUUUCCACAAGAACUUCUACCAGCCGCACAUCAACGUGUCCAACCGGUCACGCAUGGAGGUUGAGGCCUACAGGGCAAAGCUCGAAAUCACGGUCAAGGGCACUGAGGUUCCCAAUCCUCUGCAACACUUUGAGGAGGGAAACUUCCCUGACUACAUCAUCAAUGAAAUCAAGAAACAAGGUUUCCAGGACCCAACCUCAAUCCAGUCACAAGGCUGGCCGAUCGCCCUGAGCGGACGCGACAUGGUGGGCAUUGCAAUGACCGGCUCUGGCAAGACACUGGCCUACGUGCUGCCUUCGGUGGUGCACAUCAACAACCAGCAGCCACUGAGCAAGGGCGACGGCCCAAUCGCCCUGGUGCUGGCGCCCACUCGCGAGCUGGCCCAGCAGAUCCAGCAGGUGGCCAUUGAUUUUGGCACCUCCUCCUUCAUCCGCAACACGUGCAUCUUUGGCGGCGCCCCCAAAGGGCCGCAGGCCAGGGAUCUGGAGAGGGGUGUGGAGAUUGUGAUUGCUACACCGGGCAGGCUGAUCGACUUCCUCGAAAGGGGCACCACCAACCUGAGGCGCUGCACUUACCUUGUGCUUGAUGAGGCGGACCGCAUGCUGGACAUGGGAUUCGAGCCCCAGAUCAGGAAGAUUGUCGAGCAGAUCAGGCCUGACCGACAGACUCUCAUGUGGUCAGCAACCUGGCCAAAGGAAGUGAAGAACCUGGCUGAAGAGUUCCUCACUGACUACAUCCAAAUCAACAUUGGCUCUUUGCAGCUCUCUGCUAAUCACAAUAUUCUCCAAAUCGUGGAUGUUUGCAUGGAACAUGAAAAGCCUUUCAAGUUAAGCAAACUUCUCCAGGAAGUGAGAGCGGAAAGUGACAGCAAAACCAUCAUUUUUGUUGAGACAAAGCGCAAAGUGGAAGAAAUCACUCGCAACAUCAAGCGUGAAGGUUGGCCCGCAGUGGCAAUCCAUGGGGACAAGUCACAACCAGAGCGUGACCAUGUACUGAAAGAGUUCAGAAAUGGGCGGUGCCCGAUUCUGGUUGCCACCGAUGUAGCGGCACGAGGCUUAGACGUUGAGGAUGUCAAGUUCGUCAUCAAUUUCGACUACCCAAACUCGUCCGAGGACUACAUCCACCGCAUCGGACGGACUGGCCGAUCGUGCCAGAGCGGCACCUCAUACGCCUUUUUCACGCCGAGUAACUCUCGCCAGGCCAAGGACCUGGUGUCAGUGCUGCGCGAGGCCAAUCAAGUGGUUAAUCCCAAGCUGAUGGAACUGGUCAGCAGCAGGGGAUCUUACGGAGGCAUGAAUGGAAAGAAUCGCCCCCGGUGGAACAACUCAAAUGGCUACAGCAACGGCCGCGACAUGAAGAACGGCAGUGGACCGCCAGUCCGCCGCAAUGGCUACUAUGGCGGCGGCGCUUCAAACGAAUCCUCCAACGGUGGGCGAUGGGGAGACAAGCCCGCCGGGCAGAACGGCUACUCGCACCCACCGCCACCACCGCCCUCGAAGCAGCCGCAGAGCAACUUCAGCAUCCCUCCUCCAUCACUCGGCUCGUUUGGCGGCAGUGGCGGCAGCGAGACCAAGCCUGACCUCUCCUCAUACGGCUACGCCUACCAAAACUCGCAGGGGGCGUCGGCGGCCUCGACAUCCUCGACGGCGGCCGCCUUCAAGGCCCUGACCUCGCAGCCGCCUCCCCCACCCCCCGCUGAGAACUUUUACCAGGCCUACUAUCAUGCUUUCUGCAACCCAAUGGGCGCUGCGGCGGUGCCUGCCGCUCCCGCUCCCACAAACUAGGAUUAGAAUCAGGCUGCGUCGGGGUGGCACCUGAAGGCAUGAGGUUCCGCUGUUCAAAUUGUCAGCUUCAUUUGAUGUAUUCAUAACCAACUGGAUACUUUCAAAUUGAAUUUCUCAUCAAUACGUCUCAGUUUGAAGUAUUCAAAUUUUUAUUCUGUUGGUUUAAUGUCCUCUGGGUUUCUGUUAAUUUCCUUACUUAAAAUAUAUCUCAUUUCCACGUGCGCGCGAAUCUACAGUAGGUGCACCCUGAAUUAAGUGGUCCUUUAAACAAUGUGGUUAUUGAUUUGCUGCUCUUUUGUGGAGUCAACAGUGACGAUCUCUUCUUUGUAAAAUCUCUUGUUCGGAACUUUGGCAAGACUUGGUGGUGAAAGAACAGGGUCUUGAGAAUUAGUUCCAAUCCGUCCUUGUGGUCGAUUGAAGACAAAUUGCUUUGAGCACAAGGUUGGUUUCAGCAAUUAUUUUUUUCCUUUUCCUAGAUCUCCUUAGGGGAUGUUGCUUCUCUAUAUUGCACAAUUUGCCUUUGCUUAACUGCUCGCAUCAACUGAUUCCAGAAAAUUCUAGUGAGGAAAUGCCAAAUUUGUUUCAAGGUGAUUUCUUAACCUGAAAAGUGCUUACUAGCUCUGUUAGUAACCAGUAAUUUAGCCUAUAUUAAUCUUAUCAUUAUGGAUAGUGUGCAUUCGCUCGUAAGUAUUAUCGAUUUCCAUUCAAAACUUGAAGACAAUCGUAUAUGUGCGUUGGUUCGUAUACGUGCGUCAUUCAGUUUACAAGCAACCUGUCAUUAUAUAAUUAUUAUCUUUAACUCACAUGCCGCAUCAACUCGGCCAACUUUUGUACAUUUCUCCCUGUAUUCCAAACUUUAAAAUUGAUCCAGGUCCAAAAUCUAGAUGUAAAUUGAAAGAAAACUGCAUCUGCUACUGUGUUGUGCAAAAUGACUCUCUAAAGAAUGACUGUGCUGUGAUUGCACCUGCACAAGUUAAAAUUUAGCUGAAAUGUGUUGAGCAGGUGCAUUGAAAGGCAAUAUUAUAUCAGAUCAGUGAAAAUGGAUGAAAGCUAGCUUCGUCAAUAUUGAAAACAUUUCCCAUUCGGUAAACUACUUGAGGAACUGAGAGUAGACGCAUGUUUAGACAGUUGAUUGAUCUAGUUGUUUCGUAGUGGCCAACUGAGAUUGCCAUCUAUGGAAAAAUUACAGAUCGCCGACUCUCGAAUCUGGGCAGGCAGAUAUUUUAUGUAUUCCAUCUGACUUAUGCUUAAGUUGGAUCUCAAUUCUGGACCCUCAAUAUUGGUUUUGGCAUUUGUUAUUAUUUUAGUUUUAAAUUCUCACUAGUUACUUGAAAAAAUAAUAGGAAUAUCAGCGUAAAGCUUUAUCGCCAGAAUAGGUCGAGAUCUGUAAUUUCUCUAAUGGAAUUCCUCCUGGUGUUGAAGACAAAAUGAAUGUGUGUGCUUUGCGCAACAUGUCUUGCAUAUGAUAGACUGCAGAGUUAUUAAAUGUUACACACAGAGUUGUUGAUCAGUCUCGUGUGAGGAAUCGACAAGAAGUGGCAGCUAGCUGAAUAUUUUUUGCUAUCUCUCGACGAAGAAUAGUUCAAUUGGCAGGUGCUUUGUAAAUCCGUAAAGCGGUAUUCAAUUCAAUCGACCUUUCACCCCUGCUGUUGUACUUCACUCUCAUGAAAACUUGAAAUUUUGGCUGUGAGUCAAAGUUUGAGUGACGUACUGUAAAAGAAAUCAGAAAAUUACUAUGAACUGACCGAAUUGAAUGGGGAAAGAUAUAAAAUUUAGAUGCUUGGAUGGUGGACUGUGAUUUGAUCAGUUUGAGCUGAUGGAAAUUUCUUUGCCGCACUACAAUAGUGCAUCGAAGCUCAAUUUGAUGGAUGGUUCAUAACGUCUUAGUUUCUUGUGAAUAGUAAAAAGAAAGUACCGACAAGAAAUAUCACUGCACACUUAACACACUGAAAUUCUUCUGUGUGCGACUAGGAAUUCUUUCUGUGAUGUUAGAUGAUUUCCUAUUAUUUAUUUCCUUGUACUGUAAAUUUAGAAUUAAUAAAUUUCUCUGAUGUUGACUGGA